AUGGAGGGUGAGUGCCAGUGUGAAGGCGUCAAUAAGGACUUCCCUGCUGGGAGCGUGAUGAGAAAGUUCGAAAAGGCCACUUUCCCAGUCGCGGGACGUGCCUAUCGCUUGAAGAAAAUCCUCUGGGAGCGUUAUAAUAACAAUUACCACCAGCGAAGGGCUACGUUCGAAGCAGAGGAAUGCGAGACUAAGGAUCCUGUCGUCGUCAAGUUCUUCGUCGAGGCAGAUCCAUUCAUGAGAGAGGAACAGAGUGGCAAGCGAUCUAUGAAAAACAAUGCGACUGAGCUUUUCCGUAACGAAUGCAAGAUCUGGAGAACCUUGUCAGACACGGGCUAUACACCCAAGUACUACGGCAGAAGGGAGUUGCAUCAGGACCUCACCUUUGAGAAUCCCGGCGGAUACCUUUGGAUUCUAGUUCUAGGAUAUUACCCGGCCUUCAGUCUGGCUGACGCGCCCCAAUUCCUGAAUGCUGAUGAGCUUCCCCGCGUCGAGAAACAGAUGCUUGAUAUGGCUGUGUACGCCACGGACAUUGAAUACUUCAGCGAGACCGAGGUUCGCGAUGACCCGUUAGCGGCAAAGAAUUCAGCAGCACAUUGGGUUAGUGUCGUGAUGGAUGCCCUCAGAGCUGGUGUAGAAGAGAUCAGGGGUCUUUCGCCGAUGGACCUACAUAUUGACUUUGGAGACUUUGGGAGUGACAGUGAUUGA
Messenger RNA from Aspergillus pseudoviridinutans, 705 nucleotides. RefSeq lists its product as uncharacterized. The transcript has 3 exons. The coding region runs from base 1 to 705 and encodes 234 amino acids. The record is from RefSeq and is a predicted model, not a curated record. Lineage: Eukaryota; Fungi; Ascomycota; Eurotiomycetes; Eurotiales; Aspergillaceae.